This is a messenger RNA of Musca domestica (house fly), 1111 nucleotides long. RefSeq names its product large ribosomal subunit protein mL44. Gene Ontology annotation, molecular function: ribonuclease III activity; double-stranded RNA binding. Gene Ontology annotation, cellular component: nucleus. Lineage: Eukaryota; Metazoa; Arthropoda; Insecta; Diptera; Muscidae. Gene Ontology annotation, biological process: regulation of gene expression; primary miRNA processing; rRNA processing. The record is from RefSeq and is a predicted model, not a curated record. The transcript is spliced from 2 exons. Bases 117 to 1085 code for a protein of 322 amino acids.
CGGCGUCAGUGGCAAUCAGCUGUUGGUGUUAUUUAAUGUGUUCGCCAUAUAGUAGCGUAUCGUGUUUAGGCCAAUUCUUUUUUAUUUUAAUAAAAUAUUAAAUUAAACCUGGUAAAAUGUCGAUGCUAAGAUCUUCAGCAACAUUACUGAAUCUAAGCCGAGCUUUAAUUCCAAGGCAAAACUUGAUUUCCAGCCGACCAAUUAAACGAUGGGUUGCUCCCACAUUGCGUGAACUAAACAGAAGAGCAAAGAAAAUUGGACCCCAACAGCCACAGCCAAGAUCUGGAUUUGUUGAGUGGAACUACAGGGCAGAACUGUUUGCCUUUGGAAAGCGUCUGCAAGAGGAGUUCCAGUUGCCUUUGUUACAAACUGCAUUCACCCAGCAAUCUUACAUUGCCCAGGAAGAAAUGAAACAGAAGGAACUGGGAAUUGAAAAUGUCGAUAUAAAAAUGUCCCAUAACCAAGAGCUAUCGGAACGUGGUGAACACAUUAUUAAAGAAUAUGUAGAUGCUUUUAUUGGUUUCUCCCUACCAAAAGUACCUGCUGAGGGCAAGCAAGCAAUAGCAUCAUACUUGAUGAGAAAUGAGAUAUUGGCUGAUGUAGCUUUCCACUUGGGUAUGCAAGAGUUACUUUUAGAUGCUGAAUAUCCACCAUCUGUGAGUUCCAUGUCCAGGUCUCUUAAGGCUGUUGUGGGCGCAUUAGAACAAUCAUCUGGCAUGGAAAGGGCAUUUUUAUUUGUUAGAGAUUUUGUGUGUACCCAACUAAAUCAAAAGGAUAUGCUGGAUCUAUGGAGCAUAGAAAAUCCAGAAGAUUUGUUGAAACAACAAUGUGAGCAAAGGAAAUUGCCAGCUCCUGAGCCACGCCUCUUGGGGGAUUGUGGUAAAAAUACUGUAUUGGCUGCUUAUCACGUGGGUUUGUACUGCAAUAAAAACCUAAUUGGCAAGGGUUUUGGCGAAGAUAUACAAACAGCGGUGAAAACUGCAUCCCUGGAUGCCCUGCAAACAAUGUUUGGCAUUCACGAUAAUAUGAAACCUUUCGAUUUUAAAAUACAAGUUCAAAGUAAAACUGCGAAAAUUAAUCAAUAAAUUGUUGUUGUUUAGAAAUUUAAAAA